Mobula hypostoma (lesser devil ray) is the source of this 1404-nucleotide messenger RNA. RefSeq lists its product as uncharacterized. Lineage: Eukaryota; Metazoa; Chordata; Chondrichthyes; Myliobatiformes; Myliobatidae. The record is from RefSeq and is a predicted model, not a curated record. The transcript is spliced from 2 exons. Bases 219 to 1040 code for a protein of 273 amino acids.
GGCCUAGGAGGGAUUUGGAAUGACCUUCCCCAUGUAUGAAUGGAGCUUCGAUGAGCUGUGGGAUGGACAUUGGCCUGGAGAGAGGCUUUACUCUGGGAUUGCUUUUGCCCAACCGAGCCUCAUGUUUGUAAAUGUCUGUGAUUAUGUAGCCCGUCAGCAGAGACUGCUCGUGUGUGUUGGGAGCUCGGCCCUGGGUGAGAAGCUGAAUUUACAGAAGAAUGCAGUCUGGCUCGUUCCAAGUCCCGCCUCAGGAAGUGAUGAAUCCAUAUUCGGAGAAGGGAAUGAUCAACUAUAUACUGAAUUUGUACUGCAGUCGGGGUGAUGUUGCGGAUUAUAACUACCAUGCUGAAAUUCUUCGUAACAGUCCUGCACUGGGUACAAUAUAUUCUCCUGGAGAAGAAGCAGAGACAUGCUUUGUGAUUGAAAAUUUUGUCGUAGCUAGUGAUCGCAUCAAGAAAUUCAUAAAUGAGAGCCCCACGCAUGCUGUGUUUAAUUCUGGUUUAUUGUACCUGAUUGAAGGUUCUAAUUCAGUUAGUAACAACCAAACAAAUUUUCUCAGGAUUAUUAAGACCGCACAUGGUCUCGUUUUCAUGGUGUUGAAUCAUGCAGACGCGAGUUUUCCGAGAGGCUUUAAUAUGGGUAAUGUUAGACUAUCAGAUCAAGGCAAAUGUUUUGUCCUGAAAGCAAAGAAUAAUUUGGUAGAUUGUUGCUUAAUUCCACCGAAUGAACAACGGAGUAUACUUGCCAUAUUAGAGGGCAUUGCCUCUCGACAUUCAGAGUGUGAAAACAUGAAGUGUGGAGAUGUGGAUGGUGGGAGGGAUUGUAUCCAGUACUUCAAUAAAGAUAGUUAUACUGCUGAAAAUCUCAUCAUCUAUAUAACCAGCUCCUCCAUUGAGGACCAAUGUAGCCUUGUGUUCAACAGGAAUGGUGAGGUCAUUGGAUUUCAUAUUUCACACUGCCACUUGGUACAUGGGAGCUCUGAAAUGAACACCAUUGCGAAAGCUGUGUACCUGAGAGAAUUCAUCUCUGAUUUGGUCUGAAAGGCCUGUUACUGGCAAAUGAGUAUAAAAAUUUAGUAACAUAGCAGAAUACAGGCCCUUCUUGUGUCCUGUGCCCUCUUGUGGCAACCAUUUCAGCCCUGGGAAAAAGCCUCUGACUAUCAACACGAUCAAUGCCUCUUAUCAUCUUGUACACCUCUAUCAGGUCACCUCUCUCCCUCCGUCACCCCAAGGAGAAAAGACGAGUUCCCUCAACCACUUUUCAUAGGGUAUGCUUGCUCCCCAAUCCAGGCAACAUCCUUGUAAAUCUCCUCUGCAUCCUUUCUAUGGCUUCCACAUCCUUCCUGUAGUGAGGCAACCAGAAUUGAGCACAGUACUCCAAGUGGGGUCUGACCAGGGUCCUGUA